This is a messenger RNA of Triplophysa rosa, 4902 nucleotides long. Its product is annotated as nck-associated protein 1-like. Bases 26 to 3415 code for a protein of 1129 amino acids. Gene Ontology annotation, biological process: cell migration; neuron projection morphogenesis; cell morphogenesis. Gene Ontology annotation, cellular component: SCAR complex. NCBI's taxonomy places the organism in Eukaryota, Metazoa, Chordata, Actinopteri, Cypriniformes, Nemacheilidae. The transcript is spliced from 22 exons. The record is from RefSeq and is a predicted model, not a curated record.
AACACAUCAGCUUAUCAAAGAGGAGAUGACAUCUUUAGAAAAAUGUUCUGUUUGUGAUGGACCGUUUUCCCCACUGAAGUGGUGGGGGCUGAGAUGCAAAGUGUGCACUACUACAUGGCAUGUGUACUGUUACCAUAAAAAACACGAAAGACUAAAGACUUGGAAUGAAUCUGAAACCAGUGAAGAGGACAUAUCAGAUGAUGAUCCAGAAUAUGUUCCAGCUUCAGUAACUGAUUCAGAAGAUGACGAACCACCAAGUAGCUUGAUAAAAUCUACAGUUCUGGAAGAUAAACAAUCACCAAUGAUGGAUACAAGUCACAUCAGUGGAAUAACUGCAAAUAAAACAUCCACAAACACAACAGACUCAACAACUAUAGCAAAGAAGGGGCUAAAUUUUUGCUUUGUUUGCAAAAAAGCUCAAUUUAAAAUAGCUCGACAUUUCAAAGCUCAUGUUAAAGAAAAUGCAGACAUCGCCAAAGCUCUUAGUUUCCCUGCAGGCUCAAAGAGUAGAAAAGAGUGGCUAGAGAAACUUCGAAACAAAGGAAACUUCGUGCAUAACUGUGAGGUUCUAAAAGACGGAGCUGGUUCACUUAAAGUCAAGAGAAGAGCCAAGGGUGACUAUAAAAAAUAUGAAUACUGUAUCCAUUGUAAGGGCAUGUUUAUGAGAGCAGAGCUGUGGAGACACAUGAGAAGGUGCUCUUCCAAACCGGAGGACCAUGACCACCCAGGAAGGAAGAGAGUACUUGGCCUAGCAGCAGUGGUCAAAUCAACUUGUUCAAGCGCUGUUGAAGAUGGGGUGCUUAAGAUGUUAAGCCACAUGCAUGAUGACGACAUUGCAAGUGUAGUUCGAAAUGACUUUUGUCUUAUUAGGUUUGCUGAGUCCCUUUACAGCAAACAUGGACAUGACCCUUCAAAGCAUGACUAUGUCCGCCAAAAAAUUCGGCAGCUUGGAAGGUUCCUACAGGCCAUGCGCAAAAGCUCUCCAAUACUUACAUUAGAGGAUGCUAUAAAACCUGGAAAUUUCCUAAAUGUGAUUGAAGCAGUAAAAGAGACUGCAGGAUUUGAUAAGGAUCGUAACAGUUACAAAACUCCAAGACUUGCGUUAAAGAUUGGUCACUCCCUGUUGAAAGUGAGUGACAUUAUUCAUUGCCAUGCUCUCAUGGCUGGAGAUGAGAACCUAAUUAAAUCCUCAGAUGCCUUCCAGAAGCUUUAUCGGGCAAAGUGUUUAUUCUCCAGACAUAUGGCAGAGCUCCUGUACUUCAUGGAGAAGCUGCGUUCACUGCUAGCCCAUCACAGCUAUGUUAUACAGCGCUAUCAUCUUCAGUACCUGUCCCAGUUUGAUGCUCUAGUGUUGAACGACACCAUUCAGGGGAUGAAUGUCUGUCCAGAGGAAGAAUCAGUCCUUCUGUCAUCCUUUGUCUCAACUCUGUCUGCAAUGACUCUCAAGAACUUAGAUGGAGGUGGAGAAUUUGACCUAAAACCAUUCAGAUUGGAUUGGUUAAGACUGCAGGCUUAUACGAGUACUGGUAAAGCUCCUCUGGCACUGAAGGACUACCCUGAUCUUGCAAAGAUCAUGAACAUGGCCCAGUUUCAUACAAGGAUGAUGGACAAUGUCAAUGAACUCCUGUUUGAAACAGCUGAUCUCUCUAUUCUCUGUUUCCAUGCACGUGUAUUUGAGAAGAUGUUCUCUCAGAGCUGUGAGGAUGUCUCCAUGCAGCGAUACCUCAUGUCUUUCCCCCUGGUCUGUUCACAUUUCAGUCAAUGUCUCCACCCACUGUGUCCAGAAGAGACUGAAGAAAUGGAGCAGCAAACUUUGAAGCUAUGUGUGACCUUCCUGGAGGAGAACGCCCGGCAGACAUGUACUGUUGUGUUGGACAUUUGUGCUGAACAGUGUAACCUGAAUGAGAAGCUAUUGCCCAAACACAGCGCUGAGAAGAUUAGUACAGUACGCAAUAAAAAGCUAAAGAAACAAGUACCAAAGAAGAGAGAGGUGCCGAAGGAGAAACCUGGAACAGAAAGCCUCAGGAAGGACAGAGCUGUCGUCUCAAACCUGGAUAAGAUGCACCAGAUGCUGACAGAGCUGUGCACCUCUUACAGUAUGGGUGCUGAUUUCACAGUGUUCAAACACAUCCUUGUACCUGCCGAGUUCCUGCUCUCACAGCUGGAAAUGAGACUGACCAAGGUGAUUGUACAGAUGGCCAGUUAUAACCCAAGCACUCACGACAUUGCCCGACCCUCCGACCUUCUGUGUGGGAUUCAAGCAUACAUCACCAGUCUGCACAACCUUAGCUGCUACAUCAACAUUGAUGUUUCACGGCUGGUGAAAAAUGUGCUGUUGCAGCAGACACAGCCGCUGGACUCGUAUGGAGUGCAGACCAUCACAACGCUCUAUACAAACUGGUUUCUGGAGGGUUUGUUGCGGCAGGCUAGCAGUGCUCUCAUAGUUCACUGUCCUACCACACAGUGCUUUAUAAAUCAAAAUAUUGAGAAUGAGCAGAGCUUUAAUGCUGAGGAAUACUCUGACAUUUGUGAGUUGCGCUCUCUGAGUGAACUGAUUGGCCCGUAUGGGCUGAAGUUUUUAAAUGAAAACCUCAUGUGGCACAUUAUAUCUCAAGUUGGAGAAAUGAAGAAACUUGUAAUUGACAACAUGGAUGUUUUAGUGCAAAUGAGAGCAAAUUAUGAGAAUCCUGAAGCAAUGAGCAUUCUUCACAAGAAACUGACAGGCUGUGAGAAUGUGCUGAAGAGAAUGACCAUUGUCGGUGUCAUUCUGUCUUUUCGAUCUAUGGUUCAAGAUGCUCUGGAAGAGAUUAUGGACAAGCACUGCCAUUUUCUAAUGAGACCCAUCAAAUGUCUAAAGGACUUCAGUUACUCUGACACUGACAUCAAGGUCGCACUGGAUGUGUAUGAGAUGGCAUCUGCGGCUGGAUUGUCAUGUGACAUCGACCCUGCACUGGUUGCAGCUAUUGCAAACAUGCUGACAGACAACACGUCCAUUGAGGAUGAGUUUAAAAUCAGCUGCCUGCUUCUGGUCUAUAUAGCUGUGUCUCUACCCACCCUUUGUCAAGACCCGAACUCAUUCUACAGGCGAGAACAUGGAGGUCACCAGAACAACAUCCACUGCUUGGCCACAGCGGUGAAUCAUCUGGCUGCUGCCAUGUUCACUGUCCAGAGGAAGAGCAUCCAGAAAAACCUUGAAGAGUUUCUUAAGGUGGCAUCUUCAGCUUUACUGCAGCUUGGUCAGAGUGAGGAGCGAGUGGAAAUGAAGAACCGAGAUUCGGUUUAUCUCCUCCUACACAUGAUAGUGCAGGAGUCACCAUUCCUCAAUCAGGACAUACUGGAGAAGUGUUUCCCAUAUGUGCUUCUGCGAAACGCCUACAGAGAGGUGCACCAGAUCUUCAUCCACACCAUGGGAUAAAUGGAGUGACUAUGUAUCAUCAGUAUAAGGAAAAAAAUACAGCACACAAUAAUUAGCAGUGCUUAAAGCAGUGCUUAAGGGAAUGUUCAGUUGUUUUGUCAUUGUUUAGUGUGCUCCUUUACCUUGCACCUCAAAAAGGUGUGCAUUUAUUUGACCACGUUAUGUAUCAUCAAUGACCAUUAUUAUGACUUGUUUAAUGUAAUAACAAUGCUCUUUUUCACGGUUAGAUUUAAACUAGAUUCUGGUGGACCUGAAAAAGUAAACUGUAGAGAAUAUUAAAAGCUAUUAAAAUUCAGGAAAAUGAAUUUGAACUUGUGUUAUUAGGGUGUAGACCAGACACGGUCAAACUGCGGCCUGCUGGGCACUUUCAUUUGGACUGUUUCAAAUGUACAAUAUUCAAUUUUACUGCAUUAAGUUAAAAUUUCGGUCCAAUUGACUCAUUUCACGCAAUAAAAACGUACCCUGCACGACAUCAGUUCAGUUCACUGCUUACAGUUUGGCAGGAAUUAAUGAAAGAUGAGUGGGGCAAAAAUAUUAGUCGCAAUAGAAUGGAAAAGCAAAUACUUCAUCAGUAUCAGACAUGAUUGUAUAUAUGAUUUUCCAAGAAAAUGUAAAUUACAUUUGCAUUAAAACCAUAGUAACAACAAAUUGACUAAGGUAUACAACUAGAGUAACUAUUUAGCCAUGCAAAAAGAGUUUUGCCUUAAAGCAGCAUUUCUGAAUUCUGAAUGAUUUAUGUCAAUUCCAGUCCAGUGUGUGAUGCAUUUCAAGAGAAACAAACAUCAAGAAUGCCAAAAAACCUUUUCACAGCAAUGUGAAAGACUGCAAGAGAAUGCAAAGACAUGUGAAAGUUGGGAUAAACAGCCUUAUUCCAACAUAUAUUCAUUUUCAACUGAUUUUUGAACUGUGUAGAACGUUUGAACUUUUCUUUACAAUAUUCAAGACCUGCAAACACUGCAACUUUUUGUUCUUUUAACCAGUUUGUCCCAUUUUACUUAAACACUUACCUAUAAAUAGAAAAUGUAGAAAAAGUCAAAAUACUUUGGAAGUGGUCUCUUGUUUUUUUCUGCAGAUGUAGUUUGACCAUUUGUCAACAAUGGUAAAAAACAAAGUGGGCCUUGUAUGAAAACGUUUGCUGUACGCUACUGUGAUUUUAAUUAUAUUUGUAUUAAUGGUGAAUAACUGAUUUUUUUAUGAACAUCAUCAUCAGUGUUAUCUACAUUGACUAAUAAUUGUUGUUUGCAACAAAAUGGAGACUUGUUGAUUUAGCAUUUAAACCCAAAUGCUGUUUAUUGUUGAUUUGUUUUUAAUAUAGGAAUAAAUCUAAUUCAAAUUUAUUCUCAAAUCAAAAUCUUUUAAAUCAGCUUAACAAUUUAAAUAAAAUGAUAAAAUGCAGUUCUGGGGCCUGUUCCAUAAAAGGCCGCUAAGAAAAGCGGAGAUUAAAGCCAACACCUGACUUGAAUGAACCAAACUCAUCAAUCAUGCUU